Messenger RNA from Pocillopora damicornis (cauliflower coral), 2370 nucleotides. RefSeq names its product tetratricopeptide repeat protein 39C. Gene Ontology annotation, biological process: cilium assembly. NCBI's taxonomy places the organism in Eukaryota, Metazoa, Cnidaria, Anthozoa, Scleractinia, Pocilloporidae. The record is from RefSeq and is a predicted model, not a curated record.
UCAAAACAUGGCGCGAGAUACGUGGAGAUUCCUGGUGAAUCCCUGACUAGGGCCACAUGCAUUUAUCGAAAUAACCACAACACUGCUGACCUUAUGAAUCCCUCCAGGGAUGAGUGCAAAGAUACAAGCUCAAAUACCUCAUCGGCGUUCUGGAAAUAUCAUGGUCUGGCUAGGGAUGGGAUAAAUUUAUUGUUGAACAAUGGUUUUGAAGAAUCACAAAAGCUCUUUCGAAGUCACAGUGAUGGCUCUCCACUAAUGAGUGCUGGUUCAGGCAUGGUAGACUUUGUGCAAGCAAUCCUCACAUUUGAGGAUGAUCAGCUUGACAGGGCUCUUGAGAACCUUAAAAGAGCUCAGAGGAUUUGCUGUGUAGAGAACAUCAGGAAGGGUACAGGAAUGGGGCUUGAUGAACAGCUGAUGAGGCAGAUCUUGUAUGCUGAUUGUGAGCUCUACAUGGCUCUUCUGACAUUCCUUAAACAAGGCAUCACUGAUUAUAUCAAGGGUGGAUAUCUGAUGCGACGUGCAUGGAAGCUCUAUGAUAAAUGCUACCGUGAGAUAAGUGCUAUUGGUGGACCAUUCUUGGCAUGGGCCCCUGAGCUAAGGUGUAAUACAAAUGGUGCUAUUUCAUCUGGCCUUGAUGAUGUUGAAGAGGCUAUUGAUGAGUCUGUAGAAACUUGUGUGGUAUCACCCUUGGACCCUGAGGAUGUGGCGUCUCCCCUGGACAAUCUAACUAUAAAUGAAGAAACAGUCAAGCUCUCAGCUGCAGCUGUCAGUCCUGAGGCAUUAAAGCACCUUCAGGCUGCAGUAUCCUGUGGUUAUGGGCUGUUUCAUUUGGCAAUAUCUCUAGUGCCACCCAAGCUGUUAAAAUUCUGUCAUCUUCUUGGCUUUUCUGGAAACAGAGAAAUUGGAAUACAAGCAUUGAACUUGGCAAGUCAGAGUGAAGAUAUGAAGGCUCCAGUGGCAAGACUUACCUUACUGUGGUAUCAUGCAGUUAUCAGACCAUUUGUUGCUCUGGAUGAAGGAAAAAAUGAGGAGGGUUUAGCCAAUGCGACUUCUAUCUUAGAAGAAUCUUACCAUGAAUACCCUUGCUCAGCUGUUUUUUUGUUCUUCAAAGGGCUUGUAUCCAGAUUGAAGGGUCACAUUGGUGUAGCAUUGGAUGAAUUUCAUCAAGCCAUGCACUCUGCUGCAGGACAGCAAGAAAUAGCUCUUAUAUGUCAAUAUGAAAUAGGUUGGUGUCACAUGUUAAGGCUUGAGUGGGAAUACGCUCUCCCAGCAUUUCUUAGAUUGAAAGAAGAAUCCAAGUGGUCACAAAGUUACUAUGCUUAUCUCUGCGGAGUCACAAUAGGCAUUUUAGGAAGUACAGUUGAGGCUCAAGCACAAUUUAAAUUGGUUCCUAAAUUUGUUAAGAAGAAAACUCCACUGGAACAGUUUCUCUUAAGGAAGGCUGCUAUGUACAAAAAAGGGCCACCAUCAGAGGCUGAUUGUUUACUGUUAGCAUUAGAACUUCUGUAUCUGUGGAGAGCAUUCUACACUUGCAGCGAAACUGUCUUAAAUAGAAUUCUUUCAGAUGUAGAGGAGUGUCAAGUGAGUGCCAAUCUUGUUCCUCUCAAGUCUCUUAUACAAGGAUCGGCUUGUCAGGUCCUCAAGAAAACUGACCUAGCUGUGAAGUUUCUUCAGGAUGCUAUCGUCAAAUCCGGUCGUAGUCCUCCAGAUUCGCACGUGCCUCCUUUUGCCAUGUAUGAACUUGGUGUUCUAUAUGCGCAAGACGGAAAGAUGAGCACCAAAGGAGAAGAAUUGUUGAAAAGAGUCAAGGACAACUUCAGUGGUUAUGACUUUGAGAACCGACUGAGUUUCCGUGUUCACGCAGCGCUUGCCAGAAUAGAAGAACGAAAAAUGAGCCAAGGUCAAGUAAACACCAAAAGGUGAAAAUAAUAGCCAAGGUCACGCGAUAUUAACCCGGACAAACCUCACUCACGGAAUAAAUUAUGGAAAACUAACCUAAGAAAAGCUUAGAGAGGAAUUGCAGAGGCAACAGGAAAGGAUUAAAACGGAUUGAUGAGGCCCUCAUCUGCCUGAUAAUGCUCAAACCUCACUCUUUGCUAUGUGAUUGCAAUUUUACUAAUCGAGUUGGUUUUCUUAAAACAAAACUGUGCAAAAAUUGCUAAACAAAAUUACCUUUAAUGAUCUCCUUUAUACUCUAGCAUAUUACUUUACGGUAAGUCGUUAAAUUCCUUUUUAACAAAGUCAGUGUGCUGGCACAACGUUCUUAAAAUGAGAUUGUGUUUUAAAGAAUUCCAUUGAUCAAUGUACUUUUGUUUAAAAAAAAAUUACAAUUUUAGUCGUUGUACAAGACUUUGAACUACGUCUGAAGGC